AUGAAGAUCAAUGGUGUUGGAAGAUACAUAAGAAAGAUUCUCCCACUAAUUUCAAUGAUGCGUACAUCUUCUUUCACAACGAUUCAAUCGAUUCUCCCUUCUACGACCUCGAAUCCAGAUACAAUUUCUCUUUCCAUGAAUACGGCCGCCCCUACAACUCCCCUCCAACACCACGAUCACCUUCACUACAACCACUAUUUGCAGCUACCGCCACAUUCCCUUGUUGCAACCAAUGCCACCACUACCUUCACAACCACCAUUUUCACUUGUCACCAUAUUCCCUCCGCCACUAACCACAAUCAUACACGCGCAACACCACCAAUUCCAGCGUUUGAUUCGCCACCCUCCAUAACCACCACAUUCAAGAUCUUGUUUUUGAUAUCAAAGGAUUGUAUUCAGGUCUCCACCACCCGAGGUUGCCAUGUAUAUAUCUACCAAUGA
This is a messenger RNA of Lactuca saligna, 441 nucleotides long. NCBI's taxonomy places the organism in Eukaryota, Viridiplantae, Streptophyta, Magnoliopsida, Asterales, Asteraceae. The record is from the annotation of a GenBank genome assembly.